UGGGGGAGUUAACAGAGAGUCCACAACAAGAUCUGUCCAGUGAAAUUAUUCCAUACUCUGAAACAGAAAAAUCAGGGACAGAAGGAACACCUGCAAUUGGUAAAUAUAAUCGUUUAAAAUUCUAUAUGUUUUCUUCUGCACAAUAUGUACGUUUCAUUUGUGUCAUAUGUUAGUUAUUUGUCUAAGAUUUGAAAAACUAAGCACCCUUGGCUGGUAGUUUCUCAUCAGAAGGGACAUCAUUUUUGAAAAAAACAAAAAUAUUGUAUGGAUCUCAAAUACUGGCUCUUUUGAAGGAACAGUUGAUGGGAUAAAUUCUCUGAUUUACCUUCCCUGUGAAGGGAUAGGAAAUAUAGAAGUUUGUUCUUAAUGCUGUUUAUCCAGUUAGUCAGGGAAGCACUAUGCAUCCCCCUGAUUUAUAGGAAGUGAAAGAGUCUGUACAGUACGGUAAUUGAUAGAGAUCAGUAGAAAGAUUGAAUUGCUGCUCUCAGGUCACCAGUGUCUAAAAUUCUAAAACAGUUCCUAACAAUAGUUCUUCUCUUCAUAUUAGAAUGUCCAAGGAAUUGAGCCCAUUGGAUAAAAGCAGGAUCUUUAAUGUAAAGGGACAUUGUCCCUAUCCAAUGCUUGAUGGUAAACAGAUAGUUGUCAGCUUCAAUGCCUUAAUUGAGUUAAAGGGGCUUGGGGGUGGGUGGGUUGCCAAACCAUACAUUUUAAUUCAAAUUUCAUUUCUCACAGUGUGUGACAAUGGUGUCUGUCACUCAAGAUGGUGGGUUCCAAGGAUUCAGAAAGAUGAUGAAUUCUUCCAUUUUGUCAUUAUUUGUUUUGCUGUUGGAAUGUUAUUAGUCUGCUAUUAUAAAUAUAACAACUGGACAAUUUCCACUGGAAUUGGCUUGAUGACCUUUGCUGUCCUAGAAACAACAGGAAUAUAUUUUGGCCUUUGGCAACGCAUUCGAAGUAUCCUGGAAGCUUUCAUCCCCCUUGUUCAAAGAAUCAGAAUGCCUGGUUUCAAAAAGCUUAACUAAGCCAGAAAUCUUAAGAGCACUGCAAAAAUCGUGUUUGGUUUCAUGACUGCAGUGACAACUGUAACAAUGUGCAAACAAUAUAAAUGUCUGGGCUAAAGAAUUGAGAUCCUAGGACUGGAGCUGAUAAGAUGGGAUGAAGAGCUUGGGCCAUCCAAACACAGCACAGACGCCAUCCACAGCUCCACAACUGCCUGAAAGGAAAUGGCCUUCAAGUAGUCCUUUACAAAGAAUGGGUUGGAGAAAUCAACUCAGGAUUUAAACCAUGGCACAUGCAUAUAAUAUAGUUAGACUUCCAGACUCUUUAGAAGCUGUUUUUAUCAUUAUUAGAGAUGCUGGUACUGCAAUAAAGUUUCUUAUCUAUCCCCAA
Molecule: messenger RNA, 1386 nt
Organism: Thamnophis sirtalis
Lineage: Eukaryota; Metazoa; Chordata; Lepidosauria; Squamata; Natricidae
Source: RefSeq, a predicted model, not a curated record